GGCCGAGAGCCUCACAUCGGCCAUCAACGCCAAGGUGUCUCUGCACGGCAAGUUUGACUCCAUCAUGCUGGCCAACCACGGCCCAGGCGGGGGCGACGUUUGGUGGCGUGUCAGCGAGCUGGUCAAGCUCGAAAGCGCAGACGCCGCGUCGACCUUACUCGAGGAGACCAGCCCGUGCGGUCAAGUGAUGCGGGCGCUCGGAAGUGCGGUCGUCGACGGUGGCCGGGUGGACCUGCUUGCGUGCAGCUUCUACAAGGACGAGAAGGGCAAGCAGGUGCUCGCCGCCAUCGAGGAGAUGACAAAGACAAACUUCGCGGCAUCGUCCAACGUGACGGGCAAUCCUGCUCUCGCCGACCGGGAGGGCCACGAAGGCGAUUGGGUGCUCGAGAGCGACAAGGUGGACAUCAAGUCGGUCUACUUUGAGCCCGACCGGCUGAUGAAGGAGUUCCAGGGGUGCUUCUUCUCGGUGACGCUCAAGACGCCAGAUGGCUCGAGCACGAUCGAUUGCCCAGACGACACGUACAUCCUCGACAAGGCCGAGGAGGACGGCAUCGAACUCCCCUACUCGUGCCGCGCUGGCGCCUGCUCGUCGUGCGCGGGCAAGGUGAUUGAGGGCACGAUCGACCAGUCGGACGGCGCUUUCCUGGACGACGACCAGAUGGGCCAGGGCUUCUGCCUCACCUGCGUCACCUACCCUACCUCGGACUGCACCAUCGCGACCCACCAGGAGGAUGAGCUUUUUUGACCCCCCCCCCCCCUCUCCGCCCCGCCCUUGCGCCUUCCCCUCCUGAUGGUUGCGCCGCCUCUCGCGGUCUCGCGCCGCGGGGGAAGGAUGCCGGGGCGGGGUGCAACCUUGCGACCUUGCGCCGCGAAUUCAUGGCGCAGGCCUGAAAUUCGCGCGUCUGGUUGUGUGCGUGCGAGAAGCACCUGUCGCCUGUGCGCCGUCGUUGUAAAGACUGCCGUUUGUUUUCUGCAAAGAUUUGCCGCCCGCAGCGCGCAGGGCCCGGGGGAGACGGCCGGAGACCGCCCGCUUCCUCCGCACCACACCGCAGCCUCGCGGGCCCUCGCGCAGCGGCCGCCGCGAGGCACCCCCCAGUUUAAGUGUGGUUUUCUACUUAAUGGCAAAGUUUCUCGU
Emiliania huxleyi CCMP1516 is the source of this 1135-nucleotide messenger RNA. RefSeq lists its product as hypothetical. The transcript has 6 exons. Bases 65 to 745 code for a protein of 226 amino acids. Gene Ontology annotation, molecular function: electron transfer activity; 2 iron, 2 sulfur cluster binding. NCBI's taxonomy places the organism in Eukaryota, Haptophyta, Isochrysidales, Noelaerhabdaceae. Gene Ontology annotation, biological process: electron transport chain. The record is from RefSeq and is a predicted model, not a curated record.